Molecule: messenger RNA, 435 nt
Organism: Orbilia oligospora ATCC 24927
Lineage: Eukaryota; Fungi; Ascomycota; Orbiliomycetes; Orbiliales; Orbiliaceae
Exons: 3
Coding region: 1-435 (144 amino acids)
Source: RefSeq, a predicted model, not a curated record
AUGUCCGACACGAACGCCCCAGCCGGAGAUUCUAAACUGGAAUUGCCCACGCCUCUCGGCUUCUGCUGGGUCGAAAUCCCCGUCAAGGACAUGAAACGUGCCCUGAAAUUCUACGGUGAUGCCUUUGGAUGGACCAGCCAGGAACAGGGCGAAGCCUGGUAUCAAAUUGUUCAAAAUGAAUUCAAAAACCUCAACGGAGCUCUCCGUCUAGUCACGGAAGAAGAACAUGUUGCUGGCACUGCAGCUCGCCAUACUAUGAAACCAUUUAUCGGUCUUCAUAGUAUCAAAGAGCCUCUAGCUAAAGUCAAAGAAGCAGGAGGAGAGAUCAUCAAUCCUGGGGAAGAGAUACCUGGAGAUAUGGGCUUCUGUGGCGAAUUUUAUGAUUCCGAGCGCAAUGUCGUUGGGGUUUGGGCGAAGAAAAUGUCACUGGACUAG